GCCACUGUUAAAAAGUGCACGGUCAAACGAUAGUGACAAGUGCUAUCACCCCCUGAGCAGUGAGCGCUUGAGCAGGCUGGUUCGUCGAGCCUUCAGGGGUAGCCGAAAGGAAUUAUUGGUAGGCGUUGGAUUUCUGGGGAUGUCACCCCGCAGUCUCCAGAACCGUUCUGUCAACUUAUGGAUUAUGAUAGGUUAAGAGGCAUGAAAGCUGUAGCUACUGUAUUCGGUUGGUGCCGCUGCCGAGCCAGUGCAGCUGGAAUGCUGAAUUUCGGAUCAGGGGUUGUACUGGAGAGAACGAGGACUGAACGUGCCUAUGUUCUUGAUAUGAGAUACUAUCUCUUCUUCUCAAAUGGUAGCUGACCGUGCGCGUCACAACCCGGAUAACAUUCACUGGUUACCUAUAUUCCACAAUUGGCGCCUAGCGAACGAGGGUGUAUGACUUCUGAGAUGGCAAUCCUCGUCUCGGUUGCCGGCUUCAGCCCGAGCCAGCUUUGGACCUGACACGCCAGCAGUCCAUCACACACAAUCUGAGAUUUUGCUACGGAACUAAUCCCUGGGUAUGAAGACUAUCGGGUACUGACCCGAGUCUGGACAUAGUCAGCUCAAAUGUCUCGUUAAAAGCGGAAAGUACCCGGCGACUAUGAGGAUAGUGUAUAUCUUCCAAAUGUCGAGAUCAUCAGAGAUAGUAAGUAAGACAACUCAGAGAGACAACAGGCUAAUAAGAUGCAGAUUGACUGGACGACCAAAUGGCGACCACGUUGGAGACUCGACGUGGAGCCAUUUGGUUGAUAAAUGCAGGAGUUCGUCCC
Aspergillus novofumigatus IBT 16806 is the source of this 809-nucleotide messenger RNA. RefSeq lists its product as uncharacterized. Lineage: Eukaryota; Fungi; Ascomycota; Eurotiomycetes; Eurotiales; Aspergillaceae. The transcript has a single exon. Bases 178 to 360 code for a protein of 60 amino acids. The record is from RefSeq and is a predicted model, not a curated record.